AUGUCGUCUUCCAUUGAAGGUCCAGAACACAGACCAAUUCCUACCAGUCGUUAUGAUCUUUCAACUUAUUGGGGCAGAGUUAGACAUUGUUUGGAAAUCAGUGAUCCAAGAAACUUGUUAGUCACUCCUACCCAAGUGAGAAUCGCUAAACAGGCCCUUAGCGAAUACCGUCAUGGAUACAUCAGUGAGUUUGCCGAAGAGUUGUGGGAACAUAAACAAGUAUUGGACUCGACCGUCCAUCCAGAUACUGGGGAAACCAUUUUCUUGCCGUUCAGAAUGUCGUGCUGUGUGCUAUCAAAUUUGAUAGUGACUGCUGGGAUGCUCACUCCAAACUUGACAGUUGGCGGCACCAUCUUUUGGCAAUGGGCCAACCAAUCUUUGAAUGUGGCCAUCAAUACUUCUAAUGCCAAUAAAUCCCAUCCAUUGACCACCAAACAAUUGUUGACCAACUACGCCGCCGCAGUGUCCGCCAGUUGUGGGGUAGCGUUAGGGUUGAAUGCUCUCGUUCCUAGAUUGAAAUCUCUCACUCCAAAGACCAAAUUGAUCAUGACCAGACUCGUGCCGUUUGCUGCAGUUGUGUCGGCAGGGAUUGUCAAUGUGUUUUUGAUGAGAUCAGAAGAGUUGAAGAAAGGGAUUACUGUUGUUGAUCCAGAAACCAAAGAGCCAUUGGGGACUUCCAAAGUAGCUGCUACAUAUGCUGUUGGGGAAACUGCUGCUUCCAGAGUUAUAAAUGCCACCCCGAUCAUGGCCAUUCCUCCUUUGAUUUUGGUGAAAUUGCAACGUGGAUUCUUGAAAGGUAAAGGGCUAGGGAUCACCACUGCUGUCAACUUGGGGUUGAUCACCGUCACGAGUUUUGCAGUACUUCCGUUUGCUUUGGCAGUGUUCCCACAAACUGAAAGAUUGCAUGUCUCCAAGUUAGAAGACAAGUUUAGAGAACUUAGGAACAAAUCUGGCAAGCCAGUGGAGUUUGUCGAGUUCAAUAGAGGUAUUUAG
Molecule: messenger RNA, 993 nt
Organism: Saccharomycopsis crataegensis
Lineage: Eukaryota; Fungi; Ascomycota; Saccharomycetes; Ascoideales; Saccharomycopsidaceae
Gene: FSF1
Product: Fsf1p
Exons: 1
Coding region: 1-993 (330 amino acids)
Biological process (GO): monoatomic ion transport; mitochondrial transmembrane transport
Cellular component (GO): mitochondrial inner membrane
Molecular function (GO): monoatomic ion transmembrane transporter activity
Source: RefSeq, a predicted model, not a curated record